CUGUGCUGUCUGUUGUCUCUGCCGUAGCCGCUCUACGCAGCGGGAGCUAGCUCUAUGACCUGGCGGGGCCUGCUGGUGGGACGGCGCCCACGGGCCGGGCCCGCAGCCGGGUGGCGAAGGGCAGAGUCCCCGGGGCGGCCCGAGAAGACUCCGACCCCGUAGGCCUUCACUAGGAAGCUCGAGGUAGAUCCCGUCGCGCCCGUACCCCUGCAGAGUCCCGGCGGCGGCGCAGAAAGUUUUUUUGUGAAGAAAUGGCCUCCAGCACUGGAAAUGAAAAGAGAGUGAAUCCUGUGCUCAGAAUAAGUCAACUUGAUGCGCUUGAACUAAACAAAGCACUGGAACAACUAGUGUGGUCCCAGUUUACCAGCUGUUUUCAUGGAUUUAAACCAGGGGUGUUGGCUCAUAUUGAACCAGAAGUAAAAGCAUUUUUAUGGCUUAUUUUAUGGAGAUUCACUAUCUAUUCCAAGAAUGCAACUGUGGGACAGGCUAUUCUGAAUAUUCAAUACAAGAAUAACUUAUCUCAGACAGAGAAGUACCAGCCUCUGAGCAAACACCAGAAAUUAUGGUAUCUUAUUUUCACUGUUGGUGGAAGAUGGUUGGAAGAAAGAUGUUAUGAUUUAUUUAGCAAUCGUCAACUGCAAUCUUUCUGCAAAAUUAAGGCUUGUAUUAACUUUGGAUCUGGACUUCUUAAGCUGUGUGGACUUCUAAAUUUUCUGAUUUUUCUUCAGAAAGGAACAUUUGCAACACUAACAGAACGCAUUCUAGGAAUUAGGUCUGUUUUUUGCAAACCACAAAGUGUUCGUCAGGUAGGAUUUGAAUACAUGAACAGGGAGCUCUUAUGGCAUGGCUUUGCUGAAUUUCUGAUCUAUCUGCUACCACUUAUUAACGUACAGAAACUAAAACUUAAAAUUUCUUCUUGGUGUUUGCCUAUUGCAGGUCUUUCCAGUAGUGAAAACACAUUAGCAGCUCACUGCAAGGAAUGUUCACUAUGUGGAGAAUGGCCUACCAUGCCUCAUACCAUAGGCUGCUCCCAUGUUUUUUGUUACUACUGUAUUAAAAGUAACUAUUUAUCUGAUGCGUAUUUUACAUGUCCUAAAUGUGGCUUAGAGGUACAGAGUCUUCAGCCACUGAAAUAUAAAAUUGAAAUGACAGAGCUGCAUGCCUGAUAGGGGGUUGAUUUGGUUUUAUACUAUAUGUGAAAUACUUUGUUGCAGAGAAUAAUGGAAAAAUUCAGAAAUUAUUGUAAACAGAUGGCUUAAAGAUGGUUUUGGAGACUCUGUAAGUUCUUUUGCUGGCAUUAUUUUUUUAUUGACUAAUAGUGCCAACUUGCCUCUCUGAAGGAAAGACAAGGAGUUCACCAGCUCUUCUGCUAUAUCAGACUACUUGAUCCCAAUUUGAUGCCCCAAUGUUGUCAAGUCUUUCCAUUUUAGAUCCAGAGUUUGCCAGCCUGCCACUUUCUAAUUGCAUGUUAUAUACUUCCUUCAAAGAUGGAGCAGAUGCCCAGUAAGCUUCUACCCUUUCUGUGGAUUUUCUCAAAGUUUUUGUAAAAGCUUCUGCCAUUACCAACUUAGCUAGUAGAGGAAUUCAAUGGGAAAGUUAUCCUUGUCAUGCUUAAAGAAUAAUUUUAAAUUUGAAUAUUUUAAAUUUGAAUUCCCAGUGGGAUAACCACUGCAAAAAGGAAAGGUGUAAGUUGAAUUGUCGUCUCUGCAGAUUAUUAACAGUUUUCAUCAUAUUCAGCCGCACUCUACCUUGGAAUUGCUCUCUUAUCAAUAGACCAUAGGCUUUACGUGAUCCAUCUGGCAGACAGAUACUCUGUAGCUAACAUGUACCUACAGGAGAUAAAACCACUUACUUUGCAAAGACGAUGCACCUUUUAGACCUUCAUGAGAUGACUGAUUUUCUCACUUAGCUAUAUGUCUGUGAUCUUCAGUGAUGUAUAUAUGAUCACCUCCCAGUUCUUCCCAACAAAGCUGAGGGAUACAGUUCAUCAUGCAUUGGAAUGUGGCAGCUCCCCAAGGUAACCCACAUUAUUUUGAGUAAGAGACACUAGAGAAAACUGUUUACUCGCAAGAUGCUGUCUUUGGGACUUGCCAUGUUUCUAUUUUUGGUGUGGUCAAGGCAGGUGCUCAACCUCACUAACACCUCACUCCCACACAGAGAAAAGAUCAAACACAGUUAUGUUCAUGUAGACAUAUUACAAAAAAUAGGUAACUCUUCCUCGUUUUUUAUUAUUACUCUCUGCUUUUUCUGUUGGAUUUACAAUGUUUUUGUUAUUCCCUGUCUUAACAAUUUAUCCCCUUAUUCUCUGACCUGGUUUUAUAAGAGGUUUGUUUGGGAUUUGUUUGUUUGUUUCAAAAUUGCAGUCCUUUUUUAACAGAGAGUGUUAGCCAGAAGUGUCUCAUUAGCACAAAAAUACGUUGCAUCCUUUUUUGGCUCUUAAAUUAAAUUCUGGAAAACCUAUACAGUUGAGUAAAUCACUUUGUGAUGGUUGUGUUCUUGAUUGGCUAUCAUCAAUAGACAGUCCCAAAAAUAGUAUGGUAACAACUGAUCCAGUAUCUUUGAUGUACUUUUAUGAAAUGGUUUAUUACAUUCUUCAGUGUCUGAUUAAAACACCCCACCAGCUUAUUUGUUUGAAGAUCUUAAAUUCUAGGUUUUGAUCUUUAGUGACACACAACGCUUUCAUCUGAUGCUAUUAAAUAUAGUUAGCAGGUUUGUAAGUAUCUUUGGGCAGCCCAAAACUUCAUUAAUUCUGAUGCUGUUCUGUGAGUCAACAGAGACUUCAGAGCAACUGCUUCCAGAUAUGUGCUGCGAUAUAGUAUUUGCCAGCAAAUGUGUAUAUCAGCAGCCUGCCAAAUUUCUGUUAUUUGCAGUUGCAAUUUGAACCAGCAGGUACAAAUCUGUCUUUAUUAUAAGUAUCAAAACUGUCAAGUCUUUUGGAGAAUAUCCUGGAGUCACUUGCUGGUGCUGAAGUGAUUCUGUAUGAAUUGUCCUUCCACUUCACUUAAUAGCUGUUUCCAAAUAAAUAUAUUAGCAACCCUUACUUUGAGGUGGUCCAGUGCCUCUGGAAAGGAUCAUCAGCAUUCCUGCUACUGCUCUCUUUAACUGUCUUAAUUAAUGAAGAUUUGUACACAUCUAAUGUUUGUGUUUUAUAAACAUGGCAGAUGUUUGGUUCUCCUGGACUUUUCAUUCCUUCUGAAGCCACAGUGCAGUAUUGUGUCAAAAGAGCACAGAUUUUCUACGUUGGACUCUGUCGGGUGUCAUGUUCUUCUUAUGUAGGAGUUAACUUCUUUCCUUUUUAGAAAUGUUUAUUUUCCCUGGAUAUUUAAAUAAUGUUCUCUUCCUUUUUCAUUGCACCACUCUCUGUCCUGCUGUUCAGUUUACCUAAGCUGCGUGAAUUUGCUGAGGUUUGUUUUAUCUCUUGCAGCUCCAUGCAGGUGAAAUCCUACCAAAAUGUAUACUCUCUUUUUCAUCCCUGCUAAAACCUGUUUCCAGAAGUUUUGUACAGCUGUUUUCUGCUGGCAGUUCUGUAUUGCACUUGGCUUCCCUGUUUUUCUUCUGGUGUUCAGCUUUUAAUACUUAUGAUGGCUUAUUAUACUAAAGCAUUGGCCUACUGCUGUACUAUCUCAUCUUCAGUACGUUAGGUUUGUAGUUGGUAACACUGACCAAGUUUGUGUAGUCUUUGCCUUACGGCAUAAAUAAACAGUUUCUUUUACCUUAAGAUCCUGCAUCCUAAGCUGUGGCUUUAAUUCUUUUAUUUUUCAUGCCAGUAAGCAGGUACCAUGCAUCUCACAGAAACAGAAAGUUUGGGAAGAGAGUGGUUCCUUUUGUCAGAUACAGAUUUAUUUAUUUAUUUUUUUAAUCUACCAAGCAUUGAAACCUUCACCUAGUUGUAGUCACAACUUAUAUUGAGACCGAGGUUCCAGCUUGCAUAUUGAAAAACUUGCUACCACAUUAGCUUUGGAGGACUCUAAAGUCAAUAUUCAGCAGCUUCCUUAUGGCAUUUUAAAAUUAAAAAUAUACUUUUUUUAUAUUGUAAUUCUAUUUGAUUAUGUCUUGUGAUACAUAAGUGGCAGAAAAGUCUUACUUGAAGAUAUUACAGAAAAGAAUAAUUUGUAGAUGAAUCAAAGGAUAAUUAAUUUUGUAUACUAGUUGCAUUGAUAUUUUGUCCUCAUAAGCAUUCUAUUUUCAGGUUAAAAUUCAACCAUAACGAAGGACUAAGACACAUCUGGUGAUGCUUCCUGCAGUAGAGGGAAUAAAAUUUGGUUUGAAUAUUAAUCUCUUCAGUCAUUUUAUCUAAACAAAAAGUUUUUGGUGUUCAGCUACCCUAAGAAUGUACUUCUGAGCAGUCAUAUGUACAUUAGUGAAAAGGGUAAAUGCCUAGAAUUUAAGAAAGCUAAGGGACCAGAAGUCUUAUCCGAUCUUGGAUAAGAGUUACAACCCUGUAUUAACAUUUUUAUUUGUGCUCUGUUUUGCGUCUUUGUGUGCUACAUGAACAUUUUCAUUGUCUCAGGAAUCAAAAAAUGAAGCCAUAACUGAAACAGGCUAAUUAUAUUAAUAAGCAUAUUAGAAAACUCGUCAUUUGAUUGAGAAUUACUGUUUUUCACAAGGUGUGAUUUUGGAGGCAUUCAGGUUUAAGGGGUCAGAGAAUGUGGAUUCCUUGCUUCUACAAACCACCACAGCUCCAUCGAUGCUAUGUGCUUUAAGAGAGGUUUUGCAAAAGACUUAAGGCAGGAAUUUCAGUAUUCUGUAAAAGAAAUGUUGGGGAUAGUAUCUGAUUUCUGCAUUACCUGGAAAUAUUUCUUUAUUUUUCCAUAAGUGCAAGAUGUGAUGGGCAAGAAUGAUCUGGGCAAAGUGGUGAAGAUGUUAAGAAAGGUGAAAGAAAUAUAUUUUCUAAAUACAAUCCAAUGAGUGCUUAUUUGAAUGUAUCACUACAAUGGUUGUCUGGGAUGUAUUGAACUUAUGAAAACCAAGUUGACAAAUAAAAGAUACUUAUUAACAGGA
Messenger RNA from Columba livia (rock pigeon), 5001 nucleotides. RefSeq names its product peroxisomal biogenesis factor 2 (gene PEX2). Gene Ontology annotation, molecular function: zinc ion binding. Gene Ontology annotation, biological process: very long-chain fatty acid metabolic process; protein import into peroxisome matrix; fatty acid beta-oxidation. NCBI's taxonomy places the organism in Eukaryota, Metazoa, Chordata, Aves, Columbiformes, Columbidae. The record is from RefSeq and is a predicted model, not a curated record. The transcript is spliced from 2 exons. Bases 252 to 1166 code for a protein of 304 amino acids. Gene Ontology annotation, cellular component: peroxisomal membrane; Cdc73/Paf1 complex.